Messenger RNA from Penicillium verhagenii, 573 nucleotides. RefSeq names its product cysteine hydrolase family protein. The transcript has a single exon. NCBI's taxonomy places the organism in Eukaryota, Fungi, Ascomycota, Eurotiomycetes, Eurotiales, Aspergillaceae. Bases 1 to 573 code for a protein of 190 amino acids. The record is from RefSeq and is a predicted model, not a curated record.
AUGGCGGAAACUGUUCUUCUCGUCGCUGAUGUGCAGAAUGGCGUCGUGGAUCUGGUCCUCGGCAGUUCAAGCCACAAGGAUGAAUAUCUUCGACGCAUGUCCACUGCCAUCAUUGCCGCUCGCAGGGCUGGUGUACAGGUCAUUUACUGUGUCAUAGACCUUCGCAAGGGCUACCCUGAAGUGAAAGUCAACAGCGCCCUCCACAAUGCCCUUAAAUUUAUGGGCAGGUUUCUCCAAAGCGAUGGCUCCACCGACAUACACGCAGACAUAGCGCCUCAGGAGGGCGACCUGCUUGUUCAUAAGCGUCGUGUAUCGGCCUUUGUUGGGAGCGACUUGGAGAUCAUCCUGCGCAGCCAGGGUAUCGAGAAUCUGAUUGUGACAGGUUUAUCGACAAGUGGUGUUGUGCUGUCUACGGUUCGCCAAGCAGCGGAUUUGGACUUCAACGUCACUGUGCUGGAGGAUCUUUGUUUUGAGAUGGAAUCUCAGGAGGAUACGCACAAGUUGCUGAUUGAGAAAGUCUUUCCUGCCCAGGCUACGGUGAAGACAUCGCAGGCCUGGAUUGAUGGCCUGUAA